Manduca sexta (tobacco hornworm) is the source of this 9354-nucleotide messenger RNA. RefSeq names its product protein sickie (gene sick). Gene Ontology annotation, biological process: neurogenesis; nervous system development. The record is from RefSeq and is a predicted model, not a curated record. Lineage: Eukaryota; Metazoa; Arthropoda; Insecta; Lepidoptera; Sphingidae. Bases 16 to 8214 code for a protein of 2732 amino acids. Gene Ontology annotation, molecular function: protein binding; ATP hydrolysis activity. The transcript is spliced from 33 exons.
UGUUAUACGACUAUAAUGACAAGCCCAAGACGAACUAAAAAGAAUAGUACACAGUGCGCGAUUCAAAAUUUAGACUGGGACUCUCCGUCAGCUGCCACCGGAACGGUGAAACGAAGGCGGUCGUCGUUCCCUGAAAAUACAUCUAAACAAACAGUUCAAACCCAUGAAGCGCUGUUUGAAGCACAAACACCAUCGGACUCCGGCAGUGGGACAUCCAGGAGUAUAGAUGAUAACGAUAAGUCUGAUUCUCUUGUAGAAGUUGAAGAAAGAAUAUCAUGCAUAAUCAAUGAGAGUAGAUCCAAUUCGGAGUCCAGUGACGUAGAUAUAAUUAUAGAUAACUUAUUUGCACAUCCUAGUAAUGAAAAUUUAACAGAUGUUCAAAAUGAAACAUUCGCGUGUGAGCGUAGCAAAACUUUUAUCAAAGAUACUCCAGCAAUUAAAGAGAAAUCUGAUACUCUUUCGAACACAAGCGCUCAAGAUAAGAAAAAUAAAACCAGAACACUUAAAACGCCAGCUCCGAUUAAGAAACUUAAUAAAACAAUAGACAUUGUUAAAAAUAAUUCUAAAGUAGACAAAGAAGUUAAAAAAAUCGAUGAAAAGGCGAGCAUUUUGCCUGUAUACAGAUGUUCAGUGCAAGGCGCUAACAUAGACUUAAGCUCAAAUUCACCAAAGAAAAAGGUCACAUCAAAAUUAAGACUUCCAUUUUCUCCGGCAAAAACAAUGGAUAAACCAAAGAUAAACUUUUUUCAAAAUAAAACAAAUUUACAAGAGACUAAACCGUCGCCAUUAUUGUCAUCACCAGUCCGAAGAACGAUAUCAAACGAAUAUGUGCGUUUAAAGUUUACAAACGACACUGUUAUACGACGAACUAUCGACGGCAAAUCAAUUCCAAAGAUUACACCAAAAAUCCAAUCAAUCAUACCAGAGAGUCCCAUCGACAACGAAGAUCCAUUUUUAAACUUAAGUCCCAAUAAAAAAUACACAGUUACAACGAACAAUCAAGUGAGAUGUGACAAGGACAACUACGUGAUAUUCGACCCGGAAACCGGAUUUAAUCAAGAUGAAGUUCAUAGAUCGCGAAUCCCUUUAUUAUCGCCGGAAAAAUCUCGUAUUCCUCUUAAAUCGCCCGGUGAAAAUUCCGGUGUGGGCCGCAAAUCGGCCAGUGUUAGUGACACCGAUAGUGGGAUAUUAUCUCCGAAUUCGCCCGUGGACGCGAGUGACCGAGGAGCGUAUUAUGUAAACGCCGCUGUAUUCAGUGAGUCUGCGAAGAAAUACUCGUCUGACCUUGACAUCACGAUAUUGGAUCCCGGAUUGGCGAAAAAAGCGGCAGAACAGAUUCAGAUCUACACAGACUGGGCGAACCACUACUUGGAGCGUGCCCGUUCGCGUCGCCGAGCGGGCACCUCGGGCGGCGGGCUAGCCCGGGACUGCGCAGAUGGACUGCUCCUCGCGGAUGUGUUGGAAGGAGUCACGGGGCUCAAGGUGCCGCGGGCUCAUCGCAAGCCGCGGAACGCGCAGCAAAUGUUGGAGAAUGUUCAAUGCUGUUUGGAUUUCCUUCACGCACAAAAAGUCCAAGGAUUAGAACAAGUUACAGCUGUAGAUAUCCGGGAUGCGAAGUUAAAAGCAGUGUUAGCUUUAUUUUUCGCGCUAAGUAGACAUAAACAAGCGUCAAAACAGAGAAUAGUGCCAUCUACCGGCAAUGCUGCGAGCGUUGGAAAAAACUCAAACGAAGACGUUUCAUUAAGUUCCUUACAACGAGCAACAGGGGGCAGCAGCUGCGAUGAAAUUAUAACAGCCUGUGGAAACAACGUCGAAAUGACGACGUUGACUGCAAAUAGGCAAGUGUCGGUGUUGCAGACGUCGAUCCCGCUGCCGGCGUCGGCGGCGGCGGUGCGGCGCGCUCCGCCCGACAAACGACCGCUGCCCGCCACACCAGUACAUGCAGGUGGCAAGAGUGGUCUUUCUGCGAGUUCCAGCCGCUCCACCAGUCCAUUAGGACAGGGUGCAGUCAGUUUUAUACCACGUGCGCCUAAUUCAUCAUCUGGAUCCCGGCCGAACUCGUCCCUCCUUGCGCCCAGUAGCAAAAUACCCUCCACCGCAACACAAGGGCAACAGCAUUCACAAACACCCACAGCCCAAAAUGGAACACCCACAAAGCAGUCUAUGCUUGACAAGUUAAAGCUAUUCAAUAAAGACAAAAUUAGCAAUGAAAAACAAAACAGCAAAAGCACUGCAGUAUCAAAACGCACCAGUUCUUCCAGUGGUUUCUCAUCAGCAAAGAGUGAGAGAUCAGACUCCAGUUUAAGCCUUAAUGAGUCUUCUAACAUACCCAACACACAUAUCAAAUCGUCUAAUUUAAUAGGACCUAAAACAAUACGGCAACAAAGCGAUACUUUAUCAAAAGACAAAUCUGGUAAAAAUUUAAAACCUAAGUUAGUUAAUUCUAAAUCUCCUAGAGAUUCUACAACUAACUUGAAUAGGGCUAGUAGCAAAACAACUAAUAAUGAUAAAUCGAGGAAUAGUCCAAAACUUCCUGCUAGGGAUAAGGAAUCGAAACUAGCCACACCUAAAACCAUGAGUAACACAAAACUAAACCAAGUUGAAGAUCAACCGAGGGGUUCCAAAACUAAAGUGGAAUCGAAAAUGGUAAAGCUUUCCGGUAGCCAAGUUAAGCUGAGUGAACAAAGAUCCGAUACUCCACAAGACUGUAAAGAAAAUGUAACUCCUAAUGCGAAAAAUCAUCAGAGUCACUCUCAAACACCAUGUGGAGGACAGGGAUUUGGAACUCCAAACCAUACAGGAAUACCUAAACCGACUGCCGCUGUCAAGGGAACUUUUAAAAUAUCAAAAGACGAUAGACAUGUUAUACAGAAAAGUACAAAUAGUCAAUUAAGUCCUAUACAAAGCAAUUCUAGUUUAAAUUCUACAAAUAACAUAAGUGCACUUCCAUUCUGUAGAGAACAAUCUAAUUUAAGUAAGGAUAUAACUCAAAAGCAGACACUAGCCGUAUCCCCGAUGCCGGUUAUGAGCACAGGGAAUCAAAAUCAUAGUUCGCAAAUGUCUGAAAGUUCACACUCCAAUUCUACGCACAGUACUACAGGCCAACAUUCGAACUCUAGCGAUAGCAGCGUUAUAUACCGUCCUUCUAGCGAAUCAGGUUCUGAAAUGUCGAAGACUGCUAGUCACAGUGUGCCAUCAAAUAAACGGCUAGACAUGAAUACUACUUAUAUAAAUGACGUUAUAAACGAAGCAGAGAUAUCAGAAAAGGAGGCAGCACAAAGACGUCACGUCGAUAAUUCAAUCCCCAAGCAAUCGUUUGAUCCCAAUAAAACGUUAACCGAAAUAAGUAGGAGGCUCGAAAGUGAUAGUAGAUCUAGCACACCGUCGCAUUGUCGUGAUAAUUCUUUAGGCGAAGACGAGAAUCCAAUGAUGAAUGUUUUACCAAUGAGACCGUUACUUCGCGGAUACAACAGUCAUUUAACCUUGCCCAUGAGAACUUCAGGUUUGGCACAGAAAAAUAUAAGCGUUUAUCCACACCACGCAAAUACUGUAAAAGCAAACUUUGGACGGGAAAACAUAGGUCUUCGCGAUCGUAUAAACUAUGGGCCUGGUUUUUCGAAUCCUGAUUAUUGUGAUCUGGAAAUUGCUUCGGGAUACAUGUCUGAUGGUGAUUGUUUGAGAAGAAUUAAUAUCGGUGAGAUGGAAUGCGGGAGGAACAACGACAUGAUGGACGGCUAUAUGUCCGAGGGUGGUGCUUCACUCUACGGUCGUCGGAUGAACUACCAGCAACCACAAUUUCAACAAAUGGACGAAAGACGAAGUGGUGGUCGCAAUAGAGGCAUGGAGGGUGGUAGUGGUGUAGUCUACAGAGUAGUGGGUCGCACACGCAGCAAAGCCGACUCCGGACAGCAGACCGAGCGCCAGCCUCAGCCUUCCCGGCAGGACACCACGUGGAAGAAGUACACUGACUCGCCCGGGGUGGGGACACCGCCAUUGAAUCAGCCAGCACCCGCGCCUCCUAGUCCAUCUCACUCGCGCAAGGGUGAGAGACGAACUGGCCAUCAUUCACCGCAGCACCACAAACGAGAAAAACUCACUGCAGCUCAGCAGCUUGGGAUCGCACCUCAUCCUCAGUAUGCCGCUCCAGCUCAAGCAGCUAACCCUGCUGGUCAGCAUUCCUCUAGAAACCCAGGCCCACAGCUCCAGUCUCCGAGUGGAGGGUCGCGUCCCUCCAGCGUCUCUAGCGGUGGUAAUGGCAGUGCCUGCUCGUCGAAGGCUAAAGUUCCUCAAAAUUUUGGAUAUGUGAAAAGACAAAACGGUGUACAGCAGCCGGCACCUCAGGCCAACGGUCCACCGCCGCAACAUGGAGGCCACACUGGAAGAACCGCCCAGGUGUCUGCAGUGCCAAGAACUAAAGUCAAAGUUUCGGGAGGAACCCAGACAUGCACACAGGAUUUACAGAUUCACAAAAAUGGUAUCGGACCUAAAUCGUAUUCUCUGGGCGGCACCGCGGCUGCCCAACUGUCAGCGUCAGUGCGAGAGAGACUGCUCGGGUCACAAUCACUACCAAAACCUGGAACACACGAGUUCGCAGCGUUAUUCCAUCACCACAGAAUUGCACCCAGAGGCGGCAUGAAGAUCAGCGAUGGCAGCCUUUCUGACACACAGACAUACUCUGAAGUGAAAUCAGACUAUGGGAUACCCUACGCGCCCUGGCUCAGGCAUAGCAACACAUACUCGGCGAGCGGGCGGUUGUCAGAGGGAGAGUCGAUGGAGUCGCUCACGUCGCUGCACUCGGCGCAGGCGCAGGCGCACAACCACACCUCCUCCCCUAACUCCCACCGCAGCUCACUCACACACAAUAAGCUCAUCAUGCACCGAGAUGCACAGGGCUCCAGGCUUAACAGGAGCAACAGCAUUAGAUCGACUAAGUCAGAAAAAUUAUAUCCGUCGAUGCUACAAAGGUCUUCAGAGAGCGAUUAUGAACCGUAUUAUUGUUUACCUGUGCAGUAUGGACCAACAGGUCAAGGUCUAAACUAUGGUGUGUCGGAGCCGCCGUCGCCGUCGCCGCGCUCGGCGCUGAGCCCGACGCACGCGCCCGGCAACGUCAUGCACACGCCGCGCCACUCACACCACUACCCGAAAAAGAACGACGAUGUGCACGGUUCGACGGCGUCGCUAGUGUCGACCGCCUCCUCGCUGGCUGCCGGCGCAGGCGCAGAAGAGAGGCACGCCCAUGAGGUGAAUAUAAAUGUGCGAAAGCUGAGAAGAGAACUGGCCGAUGCGAAAGAAAAAGUUCACACUUUAACAACGCAGUUAACGACCAACGCGCACGUGGUGUCCGCAUUCGAGCAGAGUCUGUCGAAUAUGACGCAGCGCCUGCAGCAGCUCACCGCAACCGCCGAGAGAAAGGAUUCGGAACUGACGGAGCUUCGUCAAACGAUUGAGUUGCUGCGGAAACAGUCGAUUCAAGCUGGUCUGACUACUGCUCACAUGCAGUCCAUGGGAAUCCGUGCCGAUGGCGUCAACGUCACUGGACAGCAGGACCCAACAACCCAAACGCAGCAGUCAUCACCACAACGUAACGCACAAACGGGCAACGGUGCGAUCACGCGGCAUCUAUCGACCGACAGCGUGUCGAGCAUCAACAGCCUGAGCAGCGGCUCCUCAGCGCCUCACGACAAAAAACACAAGAAAAAAGGAUGGCUACGCUCAUCGUUCACGAAGGCAUUCUCACGGAACGCGAAGAUAUCUAAAACAGCGAAGCACUCGUCCCUCGGGCAGCUGUCGUCACAGGACAGCUCGUCGGGCUCGCAUCACUACGACGACCCGCACACGAUACGAGAGGGCAGUAAUGAGAACAGUCUAGAACAUUCCCACGAGGCUCUUCCUGAUACUAAGGAGAAGCCGGCGCCUGUCAAGCCUGAAGAACAAACCAAAGAUAACAAAGAGGAAUCUGUCUUGGUGGAUGAGCUGAAGCGGCAACUGCGCGAGAAGGAUCUCGUGUUGACCGACAUCAGACUGGAGGCGCUCAGCUCCGCGCAUCAGUUGGAGAGUCUCAAAGACACCGUUAUAAAAAUGAGAAACGAGAUGUUGAACCUGAAGCAAAACAACGAGCGUUUGCAGCGGCUGGUGACGUCACGCUCGCUCGCCGGCAGCCAGAGCUCGCUCGGCACCGGCGGCUCCGCCGUCGAGGACCCGAGGCGGUUCAGCCUCGCGGACCAGGCCACCAUGCACCAGGCGGCGAUCGACAUUCACGCCCAGCCUCUCGACCUCGACUUCAACUGCAUGUCAGCCACACCAACCAUCGACUUCUCGAAGAAAGGUUCACCCAAGUCCGGCAUGGUGGAGCCCAUAUAUGGGAAUAAGGCUGCCUGCGAACUGAACGAGAACAAUGAGACGCUGCUAGGAGCGUUGAAUGGGGCCAGCGAUUUGUUCUCCAACGGACUCAAUGCUGGAGAGCGGCUGAGUGGAGAUUACGAUAUAAACAGCGUGUUACCGCCGCCUAAAACACGCGAGCUUGCUAUUGGUGAAAGCUACUCUGAUAUUGGUGUAGCAGACAGCCAGGGAGACACGACUGAUGGAAAGAAAAUAGCGAUAGCUGUAUAUUUAGGUCAACCCGAAACAUUCCAAAGAUAUUUCGAAGAGGUCCAAGACACAUUGACGGAGUCCGAGUGCAGAUUCUACGCGAAGCAAUCGGCAAGCGCGUACAAUCAUUUCGAGAAACAAGCCAGUUUCGAAUCGCCGAGAAUGUCCACGAAUCACAGUCCAGAAGUGGAGACACAAGACUACCCGCAAAUAAAUAAGUCGAACACGAAUAGCCUUAAAAGCAACAAAUCUACGCACAGUAGCUCGUAUAAGAAUGUUUAUAAUAGUGAUUCGACAAUAAACUGCAACGAGUACACUAUAGCGUACACUUAUAUAUCUGGCAAGACGACUUGGCAGAAUUUAGAUUAUAUAGUUAGGAAGUCCUUUAAGGACUACUUGUCUAGGAUAGAUUUGGGCACGAAUCUCGGUCUGAACACUGAUUCUAUAACGUCGUACCAUUUGGGUGAAGCGACGCGUGGGCCGGAGAUCGGCUUCCCGGAGCUGUUGCCAUGCGGGUACAUCAUAGGGACCGUGAACACGCUGUACAUCUGCUUGCAAGGAGUCGGCAGUCUGGCGUUCGAUAGCCUUAUACCAAAAAAUAUUGUAUAUAGAUACGUUUCUCUGCUAUCGGAACACAGGCGAGUGAUACUCUGUGGUCCCAGCGGCACCGGCAAGUCAUACUUAGCGGCGAAACUCGCUGAAUUUUACGUCCAGAAAACACAAAGGCGCGGCAAUCCCGCCGAAGCUGUAGCUACAUUCAACGUGGACAGAAAGUCGUGCAACGAGCUGCGCGCGUACCUGGCGAACAUCGCGGAGCAGUGCGGCGCGGCGGCCGCGGGCGAGGAGGCGCCGCUGCCGUCCGUCGUGGUGCUCGACAACCUGCAGCACGCCUCCGCGCUCGGCGACGCCUUCGCGGGGCUGCUGCCGCCCGACAACAGGAACAUGCCCGUUAUUAUCGGUACCAUGUCCCAAGCGACGUGCAACACCACGAAUCUCCAACUACAUCACAACUUCAGAUGGCUCCUCACCGCUAACCACAUGGAACCCGUCAAAGGAUUCUUAGCUAGGUAUCUCCGAAGAAAGUUAUUCUCGCUGGAGCUGCGGCUGGGUCGGCGCGAGCCGGCGCUGGCGGCGGUGCUGGAGUGGCUGCCGGGCGUGUGGGCCGCGCUCAACGCCUUCCUCGAGGCGCACUCCUCCAGCGACGUCACCGUCGGGCCGCGGCUCUUCCUCGCCUGCCCCAUGGACUUGGAGGCCAGCCAGGCAUGGUUCGCAGACGUGUGGAACUACAGCAUAGUGCCGUACGCUUCGGAGGCGGUGCGCGAGGGCAUCGCGCUGUACGGCAGGCGACGACACGCCGCCGUCGACCCGCUGCAGCACAUCAAGUCUACAUACCCCUGGAGAGAACCCAAUCACUCGCAUACUUUGAGACCCAUAACAGUUGAUGAUGUUGGCAUCGAAGAGUCAAGCCAAGACUCCGCCGUGAACAACAAUCAAGAUCCUCUGUUGAACAUGCUGAUGCGGCUACAAGAAGCGGCGAACUACAGCGGAAACCAAAGCCAGGACUCUGACAACGCCAGCAUGGACUCGAACCUCACACACGACAGCUCUGUAGGGAACGAGCUUUAAAUAUCGUACAGAGCUCACGGCAUACCCACAAAUAACACCGAUCGUGUCAUUAUAAUAUGACACCAUUCGUGUUCCUGGCCAAUGUAAUUUUAAGAGAGUGUACAUUGUUGUAGCCGUGUUUUGUCAUUGUACGCUUGAAAUAAUUUACACUGUCAGUUUGUUUACUAUGACAAAAUACCGCUUUUUAAUGCAAAACUUGUUAGUGAGGCCGUUUCGAAUGUAAUUAAAUGUCACUCAUUGUUAUUCAAACUUGCAACUGCUAUACCUACUGACCCUGGUCAGUAAGUGUAAUGCAUUUUCGAACAAAGUUCACUAGUUUCACUAAGAUUAAUGAGUAACAUUAAAUUAUACGUGUAAGGUCAGAAAAAACACCAGAAACUAUUUAAUUAUAAUUUUAUAUGUACUAAUUGUUUAAGUAUAAACGCGUUAUUACGUGAGAGCUAUACGAUAUAUAAAGCCAAAUAUUUGCCAUUAUUUAUGUUAAUUUAUUUAAGUAUCCUAGAUGUUGCUUUAAUUUCGAAUAUUCAAUUAUUAGGAAUGCUUGAAUUGAUAUUUUUACUCGUAGUUACUCGAUCCUUGGAAGGACUUGCUCUGCAGUAUUUGUGAGUGCAGCAAAUAUUAUUAGCAAGAGUAUUUCUACCUUUCUAUUACCUAUGUGUUGAUUUGUAAAAUUACGAAUGAUUUACUUCGAAAUUAUUUCUUCUGGUUUCAAUGAUAAUAACAGUGCCUGAAGCGAUAAUUUUUCACGUUUUGUAUGAUACUAAUCGAACACUGUAGGACUGUUACUGUUUAUAUAAAGCAUUUUUGGCUUUUACUAUUGUUAUAUUUUUUCAAACUUAGGAUACGGACCGCAUUUGUAUUACUGUGACAUGUAUGUAAUAUAUGAAUGUGUAAUUUUUAUACAAUUUUCAUAUUAAAACUCAUGUACCUAAUAAAAGUAUUUAGGUGUAAAUAUGUUUCAUAUUUUUUUCUACGCGAUUACACUAACCGCUAUUACGCCGUAAACAGUUACUUUUGUAUAGAAAUAUGUGACUAAGUUACUGUGUUUGGUAUGGAUUGACUUGUGUGCAUAAAUGAAACGUGAUAUCUACAAUCUAUGCUUUACAGAAAUUGUGAAAUAAACAUUGAUUAUAAAAUCUC